This is a messenger RNA of Chrysemys picta bellii (western painted turtle), 1436 nucleotides long. Lineage: Eukaryota; Metazoa; Chordata; Testudines; Emydidae. The record is from RefSeq and is a predicted model, not a curated record.
GCCCCGUACCGCCCCCCCACUGCCCCUAUACCCCCAACCCCUCCUACCCUGGCCCUCCCACUGCCCACCCCCCACUUCUCUCGUCCACUCCCCACCCCCCAGCUCGCCGGGCUCUGACCCGGGCCGGAUGGAGGAAUCGCCGCGGGACCCGGCUGCUGGGCUGCGCGGCCGCAGCCUGCGACACCGGGCAGCACGGAGGGGGUGGCCUUCCUCGAUUACCCGUGCCCCCUCCCCAGCCUCCAGGCCCGGCUGGUCCAAUACAGCCUGACCCGCCACAGCAGCGUCAUGCAGGAGCGGUCACAGUAAUUUGCAGUAUCUGUCUCUGACGUGUCCGAUGCGCCGUUGCUGCAUUUGUCACUGUCACAGCCGCAUGCAUCAGAGCCCACCGCAUCUUCCCUACCGCGCCUGCUCUCCCAGCUUGGUAUCGCCCGCAGACUUGAUAUGUGCACCCUCUUUGCCAUUAUCGAUAUCACUGAUGAAGCUAUUGACCAGAUCCAAUCCACUCGGGCCUUGCUGAACCACCCCAGACCCCGCCGCUCACGCUCGGUGGGGGGGAGGCCUACGGCAGCCCGGCGAGGCCCCCAUGUGUUGGACAAGGCACUGCCGGUGCCUGAGGGACACCUCCAGCCGCGCUCCAGGAUCACUGGCAGCAGCAGGAACAAGUCGGGGAGCCUGACACCAGAGCUCCCAGGAGCCAGCGUGGGCCCUGGGCACAGCCAGGCAGGGGGUGGGGCGACCCUUGAGCCCAGAGGUGACUGGAAUCACCUGGACACAGCGCCACCCCCUGGCAGCUCCCUGAGCACCCGAGCCACAGGUGGGCAGCACUCAGCCCCCAUGCUCCCACCAACAGACGCUCUGCCGCAGGCCAGUGCAACUCCCGGAGGUGUCAAUGGGCCUGCGGCUCUGCCCCCCCCAACGCCCCAAGUGCAGGAGGGCCCUGGGCGCCUGGCAUGCUCGUGUCCCAACGCUGUGGCCCAGCGGGGAGCCGCGCCGGAGGGGCAGGCCCCACAGGCCUACGUACCCACGCCCCGCACGGAGGAAGCGGCCUGGGCCGCCAGCGCCCUGACCUUCCUGCUGGUGGUGCUGACCCUCGCCAUCCUGUACACCCGGCUUCACCGCAAGUGCCGCAAGAGCCAGAGCCUCUACUGGGCCCCGGGCGACGCGGGGCAGGAGCCCCUGGCCGCUCUGCUCAAGAGGCGGCUCCUGUCGGCCCCCAGCAGGCGCAAGAAGCGGCAGCGCCCCCAGCAGAGGCGGCUGCUGCUCCAGGGGGCGUCGAGCGAGAGCUCGGACUAGCGGGGAGCGCGUGGGCAAGACACACCUGGGGCGGGGGCGGCUCCCGCUUUGUGCUGAAUAAAGUGUUUGAAGAGAGGUGCUGCGUCUGGCUGCCCCUGGUGGGCGGAGGGCAGGAAGGGCUGGCUGGGGGCUCAGGGGCAAGC